AUGAAAAAUAUUAUUAUUCUUUUCACAAUUUUCGCAUUUUCAGCUUUGGCAUAUGGACAAUAUACUGAUAGUUUUGUAAAUUUGGUUCCAUAUUACCAACUUUAUGGAUAUGCUGCACCAGCCAUUGGAGGAUGUAUUAAGGACUUUGACAACGGUGUCUCAUAUAGUUUCAACCAAGGUGCUUCCGAAGACGAAUUUUUAAUCUUCACUCAUCAAUACGCCACCUCUUGCAUGACCAAUAUCAUCAACGAAACCAAGAUUACAAAUGGUGAAGAUUUCCACUUGGCCAAGAGUGGUAUUGCUUUCAAUUUCAAGGUUAGCCAAGGAAACUAUUUGAACUCUAUCAGCGAUAGUAUGACCAUCACCUACUACUACGAUUCCGAUUGUUCAGGUACCCCAUUGUCAUACCUAUUCAUUCAAAAUAAUUAUUUCGAUAUCUACUUGGGUUACUCUUUCUAUUGCCUACAAUCCGGCCCAGUCAUCGAGAACAACUGUAACAUUGGCAAUGAAAUUUUUAAUAAUAAUAAUAUUAAUAAAAGAUAA
This is a messenger RNA of Heterostelium album PN500, 543 nucleotides long. RefSeq lists its product as uncharacterized. The transcript has 2 exons. Bases 1 to 543 code for a protein of 180 amino acids. Lineage: Eukaryota; Evosea; Eumycetozoa; Acytosteliales; Acytosteliaceae. The record is from RefSeq and is a predicted model, not a curated record.